Lodderomyces margitis is the source of this 297-nucleotide messenger RNA. RefSeq lists its product as uncharacterized. The record is from RefSeq and is a predicted model, not a curated record. The coding region runs from base 1 to 297 and encodes 98 amino acids. The transcript is spliced from 2 exons. Lineage: Eukaryota; Fungi; Ascomycota; Pichiomycetes; Serinales; Debaryomycetaceae.
AUGGGAAAAUUGGACAGUUAUGAAAAUCACACGAGGCCUGAGCUAGUAUCAUUUGACGAUAUAAGUUACAAUGAUUUAUCACAAGUAGAUGCAGCAAGGAAAUCCAUGUUAAGGGAACAAUGGAUAAGAGUAUACGAGUUGAGAGUAACACACGAAGCAGUAAGGAAAUGCAGACAAUACCAUCAAGAAGAUGCUGGUAGAAAUUGCAAGAGCUUGAUAUUGAAAUACUUGAAGAUGCUAGAAAGCUACCCAAUACAAGGUUACCAAGGUUACCAAAAGAAUGAUCCGUCGAAAUAG